AUUUCUGAUUUGCUAUUCCCUUUUCGCUUCUAUUCUGGUGUUGGCUUUUGUUUUUCUUUUGGGGUUUCAGUUUCGUACCUUGUUUUCCUUUUGAUUUCUGUAUCUUCCAUGGUUGAUAGCUUAGAGGUUAGGAUAGCUUGCCCGUCGAUCUCCUUCCUUUUUGCGCGUCUAGGGGGGUCUUUGGGUACUUACCCUUUUUUAGAAAAUUUUGUGUACGAAGGCAAUAGUCUGAGCGUCGUUUUGAGUGAGUUGUUACCGUUGCUCCGUCAAUCGCUAAAUUGGUUUGAGGGUUUAGGAGGGAGAAGAUUAAUGUCUGAGGUUAGGUCUAGUGACCUCGAGACUGGGCUGUCGUCCAGUGGUGGCCCGGCUGAAGGAGAUACCGCCGUCUCUGGUUCUCGAGAGGUUAGGGCUUUUUAUGCCCUUAGGGAGAUUUGUGGUCUGGAUGACGAGACCGUGAAUAGAUUUAAGGAUAGGUUUCAAUUUCCGUCUAGGGUUCGUGUUCGUCGUCCCAGGGAAGAAGAUAGGGCUUGUCACUUCUUUCCAGGCGAAAUAUGUUUUUAUGAGUCAGCCUUCACCUGUGGGCUUAGGUUCCCCGUCCACCCGUUCCUGAUGGAACUUUUAGAUCAUUUUGGUAUAGCCCCUGGACAGCUCAUGCCAAACUCGUGGAGGAUCGUCAUUAACUGUAUGCAAAUAUGGUUGGCCUCCAACGGGGAUAUGAUCAGGAUAGGUGAGCUCACCUACCUGUAUCGUUUGAAAGAGUCUAAAGAGUGGGGAUAUUACGAAUUAGUCCCUUGGGAGAGAAAGAUUAGGAUCGUCAAGGGAUUGCCUUCGUCAUUCAGGUAUUGGAAGUCGCGCUUUUUCUUUGUGUCUGGGGACGAUUUCGAGACCCAAUCUAGCAGUGAUUGGGGUGAUAUCCCGAGGUUGCUCCGUCGGUGGGGAACCCCGACCUUAGUUAAGAGACGGCCUGGGCUGAAGAGACGAUAUAAGGAACGCAUAGAGACCGCCAUCGGGUACGCUGAGACGAUUGAGAGCUGGGACGAGCUGGUUGACCCUCGAUCUCUUGCGUUUUACAACCUUGGUCCUGACCCAUCUCCUUUCGUUCUUCGUCAGCUUGGCAUUGAAGGAAAAAAGAAGAUGACGACCAAGUUUAACAAGGACAUGUAUGCAAAGAUGAGGUCAAAGAAGGACGAACCCCUGUCCAAUUUGGGGAAGAAGACCGUGCGAGUUACCGGGAAGGGUUCUGCCUCCAUCCCGCUCAGCAUUGUUCCUUCCAUAGCCUCUGAAACGACGAGGACUGCCUCCCCGACCGUUUCAAUAGAAGAGAUUCCUACUCCUGGCUCUAAAAGGCCGCGCGUGGCUGGCAAAGGAAAGGAGAAGACUGAUACUCGUCCGUCCACCAUAUGGGAUGACGAGUCAUUGGCUGUGGAAAGAGCUCACGAGGUCGUUACUUCAGCGGACUUGAAGGCUCUAUCUGACUUGUCCUUAAACGAUGUGGCUUCUCGUCACGUCCACAAACUGGUCCAGGUGUUGGGAGAGAGUAUCCAUAUCACUGCUGAGUACCUCACUCAAGGGGCCAAGGUAGCGUCUCUGGCAACCCGGAUGGAGGCUCAGGAGAAGGAGAAUUCAGACCUGAGGACGAACCUGAUCACUUCUAUGGACGAGGCCACGACAUUGAAGGAGAAGGUCAAGGUGCUGGAGGACGACCUCAGAGUUGAGCGCGCGUUGACUCAGGAGAAGGACGAGCAACUUCUGGCAGCCAAGGAGAAACUAGUGACCAUCGCCGCUCGCUCCGUGGAGGCUUUCCAGACCACUGACGAGUACAAUACCGUGCUCUUCAGCUGGUAUUUUAAAGGAUUUGAGCUUCUCCGGAGGUACAUGGUCAAGCAUCCUUCUGGAGUCAAUCUGGAGAGCCUGGAUUUGGAGGAGGUGGACAAGGAAAUGGCCCUGGAGGAGGCGGCUUCGUCCUCUGCCCCCGGUGAUGAUGCUCCCGAACCUGUUGCUGACGUGCCGGCCAGUGAAGGCACAGCUGAUGCUUGACUCUACAUACUUAGAAAUUUUUCUU
Quercus robur (English oak) is the source of this 2062-nucleotide messenger RNA. RefSeq lists its product as uncharacterized. The coding region runs from base 109 to 2037 and encodes 642 amino acids. The transcript is spliced from 4 exons. NCBI's taxonomy places the organism in Eukaryota, Viridiplantae, Streptophyta, Magnoliopsida, Fagales, Fagaceae. The record is from RefSeq and is a predicted model, not a curated record.